CAUCCACGAAAUGUCACCUAGCGAACUAACGUACUGUCAAAAGUUUCAUCAACUACGACAGGAUUAGUCAUUGUUUUUCCUAUGAUGGCCUCCAAUUUUCCGGAAGUUCCAGCAUCGUUGAAGCUAAUUGCGCACUACCUAAAAACAGCCCAGGAACACGACAGUAGAGAUGCAAUCGUUAGUUACUGGUGUCGAUUGUACGCCCUCCAGCUUGGACUAAAGAUUAACAGUCAGGGCUCGGAGGAACGAAAGCUGCUCAUCACAAUAAUGGACUGGCUGGAGCAAACAAAAAAGGCCAAUGCGGAAAAUGAAUCGAUUACGAACGAAGUGGCGGCGCAGGCUUACUUGGAAAAUUACGCACUGAAGCUGUUUCUGUAUGCGGACAAACAGGAUAGGGCGAGUAAUUUCGGUAAAAACGUUGUCAAAGCUUUUUAUACCGCCGGAAUGGUAUACGAUGUGCUACAGACGUUCGGAGAGUUGACCGAGGAGGUGAUACAGAACCGGAAGUAUGCCAAAUGGAAGGCAUCUUACAUUCACAAUUGUUUGAAGAAUGGCGAAACGCCCAUUCCGGGACCUAUGAGCUCGGAAGAGGAUAACGAGCUAGAAGAUUUGACAUCGGGUCCAAGUGAGGCACCACAAGAUCCGACUCCUGGACCAAGCAAUGCCCCACAGGUACCCUAUCCGUCGAUGGGAUUUCAAGGCUUUCCUCAAACUGGGGAGCAACCAGAUCUGUUAUCCAGUCCCCCAACUGGACCAACAAACUUUGUGACAAACGAUCCAUUCAGAAACAUCAAACCACCAACACCGCCAAGCGAGCCGGAGAAACCACCAGGCGGAUUUCAGCCAUACACCGGACCUCCGGUCGAUGUGGGUGAAGUAACUCAAAUAACGGCAGGUUCUGGUGUCCAGCUAACUCCGGACCAGCUGACCAAGGCUCAGAAGUAUUGCAAAUUUGCCGGUAGUGCGCUUAUUUACGAAGAUGUUAAAACCGCCAUUGACAAUUUGCAGAAGGCGCUCAGGUUGCUGCAAACCGGCCAAGAUGGUUAGGCUCUGAAGCGGUUAGCUUUGCGAUUCCUUUGUGUACGCAAUAUUUACUAGAUUUUAAACCGAAAGCUUAUGACACUGUUGAUUGUUAGUAUGCUUUUCUGUACACAUUUCUCAAUAAUAAAAUAAAUUAUUUGAUC
This is a messenger RNA of Toxorhynchites rutilus septentrionalis, 1184 nucleotides long. It is a transcript of the gene Vta1, whose product is annotated as vacuolar protein sorting-associated protein VTA1 homolog. The record is from RefSeq and is a predicted model, not a curated record. Gene Ontology annotation, biological process: late endosome to vacuole transport via multivesicular body sorting pathway. The transcript is spliced from 2 exons. Bases 82 to 1047 code for a protein of 321 amino acids. NCBI's taxonomy places the organism in Eukaryota, Metazoa, Arthropoda, Insecta, Diptera, Culicidae. Gene Ontology annotation, cellular component: multivesicular body.